This is a messenger RNA of Topomyia yanbarensis, 2131 nucleotides long. It is a transcript of the gene MTPAP, whose product is annotated as poly(A) RNA polymerase, mitochondrial. Lineage: Eukaryota; Metazoa; Arthropoda; Insecta; Diptera; Culicidae. The transcript is spliced from 3 exons. Gene Ontology annotation, biological process: mitochondrial mRNA polyadenylation. Gene Ontology annotation, molecular function: poly(A) RNA polymerase activity. The record is from RefSeq and is a predicted model, not a curated record. Bases 107 to 1984 code for a protein of 625 amino acids.
GAUUCAUGUAACCGAAUUUCGCUUGCGUUUUCUGUUUCCAAUUUAUUUAUUACUGAUCCAGAAAUACGGUGGAAAAAAUACUUGAAGCUAUCGUUAAAUGUGAAGAAUGAACCAAGUAUGCCGAUCUACCUGGCGACCACGGCAAGCUGCCGGAAUUAAUAUAUUUAAGAGUCUUUUGAGGCGAUCAGUUUCGUCUUCGCUGACGAAGUAUGCUUCCACAGUGCAACACGCUAGUGAUAAUGGCCACACUUUCGAGACGAUGCUCGCCAAACGACGAGCAGAAGCCCGCCGAAGCAUUCUCGUCCAGGUUAGCUCGGAACGAUCGUUCCCUGAGCUAUGGUCGUACUGCUCCCAGUUCGGAACAAUAGCCAAUUCACAACACUAUCGCAUCAAUGGUAGUGCAUCCGGUUUCGGCGAGGACGAGUCCGACUGUCAUUAUGUGUUAGUAGAAUUCAGUGCACCGGAGGCAGCGGAUGCUGCCAUGCAUUCAGCAGUGUUCAACGAAGACAAACCGGGUGUACGAGCGAGAUCGAUUUUUCUUUGGUUUCGGGCGGCUUCCAAGAGUCGGUUCAAUGCAAAAACGGCGAAAAGUCAGCAUAGCAUCAUGGGCAAUCUUAGUAGUAUCGAUGGUACACGAAUAAUGCAGGAAGAGGAACUAAAAGGAUUGCUGCUGUCAGCAGAAAGCAUCGAGGAUCAAAUUCAAAUCUUGCAUCGAACGACGGGCUUGAAUGAUUUGGGAAAAAGAUUACGAUUUUUGGCGGUUCGUCAGGUAGAAUCGUCUUUACAGGGAAUAUUCCCACAAGCAAUGGCUCAUCCGUUCGGUUCUUCGGUUAACGGAUACGGGAAGAUGGGUUGCGAUCUGGACUUAAUUUUGGACCUUGAUUCGGAAGCUGUUUUGAAACAGAAUGGUGAUUCUCGUUUAAUUUAUCACACGAAAGCUACCAACAUCAACGAACGGUCACAGGUCCAACGCCAGUUAGAAUCAAUCGGUGACGUACUACAACUGUUCCUACCGGGUGUCAACAGCGUGCGUCGGAUACUGAAGGCACGCGUUCCCAUCAUUAAAUAUCACCAUGAACAUCUGGACCUGGAAAUAGAUCUAACGAUGAACAACAUGACCGGAGUUUACAUGUCAGAACUGCUUUAUCUUUUUGCGCAAAUCGACAGCCGAGUUCGGCCGCUCACUUGCUGCGUGCGAAAGUGGGCUCAGUCGGUUGGUCUAACCAAUCAAGCCCCCGGUUAUUGGAUAACAAACUUUUCGCUCACCAUGCUGGUGAUGUAUUUUCUGCAACAACUGAGCGAACCCAUUCUACCUCCCAUCAACAAGCUGAUGCAAAAUGCGACCAAAGCCGACCUCCGUUUCACUGCCGAUCAGAUCAGUUGUGCCUUUCUCCGCGACGUCAGUAAACUUGAUUUCAAAAGCAAGAACACCUCUACCGUGGAAGAAUUACUGCUGAAAUUCUUUCAGUUCUAUUCCAGUUUCGAUUUCAAUCAGCGAGCGAUCAGCUUGAAUAUCGGAUCGUCAAUUCUUAAGCCAGACCACAGUCCAAUGUAUAUCGUAAACCCACUAGAAACCGUUCUGAAUGUGAGCAAGAAUGUAAAUCUCGAAGAAACGGAACUGUUUCGAAUACAAGUACGAAAUGCUCUUUGGCUGCUGGAUACUCACGACAGAUCGACCACGACUAGUGGAGACGAUUGGGGUCUGGUGAGCUUGUUUGGCAAUGGUAAAGCCAAAGAUAGGAUUACUCCGCAGAUGUUUUUCACCAAGCGAUUGGUGAAUGUAAAGGAUAUCUUCGACGGAGCCGUAGCAGAGGGUGAGACAGAGUAUAAAAAUCAAUUCGUAAAAAAUCGGAUAGCGAGCAUUCAGAAAGCGACACGGGAUGAAAUUAGCAAACUUGCUAAAAAAUCACUUAAUGAAGCUACUGAGACGCCCAGUGGGUCUAGCAAUGGAGUCAAGCUAAAAAGAAAAGCGAAACGACGGUGAUAAUAGGGGCGGGUCGAGGCUUUGGUCUCGGGAGGGAUUUGUUUCAGAUGUGGUAGGACAAGUAUUGCCAAUACACAGCUUCGAAGUUAUGUCUAAUGAAUUUGUGCACCGUAGGAAAAUAUUACAAUCUCCUAGGAUGUGCUACGG